This is a messenger RNA of Amaranthus tricolor (Joseph's coat), 1828 nucleotides long. Its product is annotated as protein MAIN-LIKE 1-like. NCBI's taxonomy places the organism in Eukaryota, Viridiplantae, Streptophyta, Magnoliopsida, Caryophyllales, Amaranthaceae. The transcript is spliced from 3 exons. The coding region runs from base 892 to 1500 and encodes 202 amino acids. The record is from RefSeq and is a predicted model, not a curated record.
UGUAGUAAAUGGCUGGUACUCACGGGUAAGGAAAGCGUUUUUUAGAAACUUGUUGAGUGGGAUUAGUUCUAGGCCUACCCUGCUCAGAGGGGACCCUCAUGAGAGGGGGGUAAUGGGUUCUACUAGGAGGGCUAGGCAUGAAGAGGCUGCCAGACACAGUGAGGCCCAACGGUCGAGUAUGCUGCACCAAGUGCGCACUCGGUUUGAUGAUCAGGCAAGCAGCUUCUAGAGUAGUUGGGGGGUUUCUAGUGAUGAUGUUGAGUACCAAGGCACUGUUCUUCGCUCAGUAGACUGGGCUGUUGUCCGGGGACCCGACGGUAAAUUCGCACGUGCCGGCCCUAGUUCUUCUGAGCGUACCGGACAUAGUCACGUUGAUAAUGAGUCGCCACGGGGGAGCAGGCGCUCACAGUCCGCUGGAACGGACUGGUUGGUCACAUCGCCCCAGCCCGGGGGGCCCACAGAUACGCGCUUGAUACGCAGCUAUGGCGAGCACAUAGCUAAACUUAUUUUUGACGGCUCUGAGCAUACGCCUUCGGUUCUGGAGUGUCAAAGUAAAAAGAAGCCGUUGGAGGCGAUUAUUGGACUGCGGGAUAUGUCUAAUCCGCUUUAUGAUGUUCUACCUGCCACUCCCCUCGGCCGGCUACCCUACAUUAUGCACCAGCACAUUGACUGUACUUUGAUAUCGGCCUUCGUGGAGAGGUGGCAGCCGGAUACGAACACCUUCCACAUGCCAUGGGGGGAGAUGACGAUUAUGUUGCACGACGUGCAAUGUAUAUUGGGCAUAGGUAUUGAAGGUCACUACCGACUAAACUUGCUGAGGGGGAGUGGAAGCUCGCUGUUGCUGGUCUGUUCGUGGAGCCCAUGGCCGAGCUAUGAUGGAAAGGGAUAUUCAUGGCAGGUUGCAUCAACGUUGCUGAAGUUAUGCAGUUGGGCCAUCGGUCCCAGGCUAUGGAUACCCAGUCGACAGCCUAUUACAUGGCUAUUGUUGGCUCUACACUGCUGGCGGAUAAGACCAAAAUCGGCAUGCGACCUCACCUGAUACUAACCGUCAACGUCGAUCAGGAUGAGAUCGCCUGGGGUGCGGUGACGCUGGCCCACAUGUAUCGGCAACUGGGAAUGGCGUCUAGGGUUGGUUGCAAGACCAUUGCUGGUUGCCUGACAUUGCUUCAGACAUGGAUUUACGAGUACUUUCCGGCUUUCUGCCCUCAUCCUCGCCAAACAGAUGUGCCUAAUAAGACUAGGGCGGAGAUGUGGUCCAUGCCCAAGCCAGGUUGUGAGAUCAACAGGUUGAGGGACUGCAGGAGUAUAUUAGACUGCAUGAUGGAAACUUGGGUGGAAUGGACUUCGUACAUGACUUCUCCAAGGGCAUUGCUAAAUGAGCACCCAUGCACCACCUACAUCGAGGGUAUCACUUGCUUUGAUAUCAUCGAGGUGCAUUUGCCGAAGAGGACAGUGCGACAGGUCGGCUUUGUGCAGGCUAUUCCCCCCCCCCCCCUAUGAGACCAACCCAAGCCCUAUGACCGGCACACGAUACCUAUUCCGUGACCUUUGCUUCUCCGCCUAUUUACACGGAGGCAUGGAGUAGGUUCCCCUAUUGUUCCCGCCUUAGUGAUCAGGCACUUCGUUGGGCAUCUGUUUCAUCAAAGGCUGAUCCUAGUUACGUUGACUAGUUCAGAGUGUGCUCUCACCCAUAGUCCUCCCCGGCGAAGAACCGAGUGCCAGUUUUGGUGCAGCUGAAAGCAGAGCGGAAUACUUUCUAAAUGAAUGGCCGAGUCGAUUCGCUCCAUUGGUGAGACUGCCUCCUGUUGCGGAAAUGACCCCCCGGGAA